CGAAGGCAAUUUUUCACAUCCUUACAGAAUCUGCCAUCUUGAGACAGAAUAAAGACUAAUAAUAGGAGAUUACAUGCUCUGAGGGAUGGCCGAGAAGAGAAAAAAGCCGAAGCCCUCACCACUUAGUCUGCAGUCUUCGGUAGAGACACUGGACUCACCUGAUGGCAGUAUCCCAGAUAAAGUUCCAGACCCCUCAAAGCCCUCUGCUGCACCGGAGCCCAUGACAGAGCAGCAAGCGUUACAGAUGAAGACUUUUUUGGGUCAAAAGGAAGAGUUUCUCACCCACGGGGAACUCAAAGACAAUCAGUUUGAGCGACUCUCAGAGCUCGGCCAUGGGAAUGGGGGCGUCGUCUUAAAAGUGAUGCACAAGCCAAGUGGUAUCAUAAUGGCAAGGAAGAUGAUAUUGCUUGAUAUAAAACCGACCGUCCGUAAUCAAAUCAUGAGAGAACUCAAGGUUCUUCACGACUGCAAUGCCUCGUACAUUGUAGGAUUUUUCGGGAGCUUCCAUGUCAAUAAUGAGAUAUCAAUACUCAUGCAACACAUGGAUGGCGGUAGUCUUGAUUUAGUUCUGAACACUGGAAGGAUUCCUGUGGACAUGAUUGGACAAAUAACAGUAGCUGUAUUAAAUGGUUUGAAAUAUUUACGAGACACUCAUCACAUUAUUCAUAGAGAUGUAAAGCCGUCUAAUAUUUUAGUAAACUCAGAGGGAGAGAUCAAGUUGUGUGAUUUUGGUGUCAGCGGUCAGCUCAUUAACUCAAUGGCUAAUUCCUUUGUUGGCACUCGGUCAUAUAUGGCACCUGAGAGACUACAAGGAGAGGUCUAUUCAGUAUUAUCUGAUAUAUGGAGUCUUGGUGUGUCGCUCAUUGAAAUGGCUAUAGGGAGUUACCCCAUCCCUGCUCCGCCCAAAGAGCAGCUUGACGAAGAAAUGAGAAAUCCACCUGCAGGUUCUUUGCCUCCUCGCCGGAAUCCUUAUGCUUCACAUGCUAACGCUAUACGUAUGCCAGUUUUUGAAUUGCUACAAAUGAUAUUCACUGAUGAUCCACCACGUUUGCCUGAUGAGUAUUUUGAUGACAAAUUCAAAUCUUUUGUUGCUUUAUGUUUACAGAAAGAUGUUAAAAAAAGAGGAACUCUAUCAGCAUUAUUAGAGCAUAAAUUUGUAGAGGAAUCCUCUAAAGCAAAGGUUGACUUUGCUUCUUGGGUCAAAAGGACAAUUGAUGCAAAUGCACUGAUAGGCACACCAACUUCAAUCACAUAAUAUGUGUGUCUUCAAAGCACAUACACACACCAUCUCACUCUCUCCAGUAGCAGCUGCUAUUGUGGAGAGGUAUUCUAUAUUAAAAUAGAUAUCAACAUAGACUAUUAUUAUUAUUAUUAUUAUUAUUAUUAUUAUUAUUAUUAUUAUUAUUGUUGUUGUUAUUAU
This is a messenger RNA of Amphimedon queenslandica, 1420 nucleotides long. Its product is annotated as dual specificity mitogen-activated protein kinase kinase 1-like. The transcript is spliced from 11 exons. Bases 86 to 1255 code for a protein of 389 amino acids. Gene Ontology annotation, biological process: protein phosphorylation. Lineage: Eukaryota; Metazoa; Porifera; Demospongiae; Haplosclerida; Niphatidae. The record is from RefSeq and is a predicted model, not a curated record. Gene Ontology annotation, molecular function: ATP binding; protein kinase activity.